CUUUAACAAGAAAGGCCGCACCAGAAAAAGCGGGAACUCCACAUGACAUUACCAUUCCCUUACUCGCCACCAUUUCCAGAUAUUUCAAUUCCAUUCCCAAUUCCCAAUGCACACAAACUAUUCAACACGUUACCACCAUGAUAACAAAGGAUAGAGAUCCUUUUUCAUUCUCUCUCUAAUUCUUCGUUCUUCUUUUUUGAGAUAAAUUCAGUUUUUACGGUUAUUUUUCUGAAAGAUGGAACAGAAAGGUUUGUUGUUAUCAGCGCUUAGCGUUGGUGUUGGAGUUGGAGUCGGCCUUGGUUUGGCUUCCGGACAAACCAAAUGGGGAGCUAAUGCUUUCGCCUCGAACGCCAUCACACCGGAGAAAAUGGAACACGAAAUGCUUCGACUUGUUGUUGAUGGCAGAGAAAGCAAUGUCACUUUUGACAAUUUCCCUUACUAUCUCAGUGAGAAGACACGGGUGUUGCUGACAAGUGCUGCCUAUGUCCAUUUAAAGCAUGCAGAGGUUUCUAAAUAUACACGGAAUCUCGCUCCGGCAAGCCGGACUAUUCUGCUCUCAGGGCCAGCCGAGCUUUACCAACAGGUGCUUGCCAAGGCUUUAGCUCACUACUUUGAGGCCAAGUUGCUUCUGUUUGAUGUAACUGACUUUUCUUUGAAGAUUCAAAGUAGAUAUGGCUCUUCCAACAAUGAAACUUCUUUCAAAAGAUCUACUUCAGACACGACUUUGGCUCGGUUAUCUGACCUAUUUGGUUCAUUUUCAAUCUUUCCACCAAGAGAAGAGAAUAAAGUUGCAGGCAGAAUACACAAGAGAAGCAGUGGCACAGACCUUAAACGAAUGGAGGCUGAAGAAUCUUAUACUCCGACUAAGCUUCGUAGGAAUGCAUCAGCCUCUGCAAAUAUUAGCAGCCUUGGUUCGCAAAGCAAUCCUACAAACUCAGCACCUGGGAAGCACAUGGCCAAUUGGUCUUUUGAUGAAAGGCUUCUUAUACAGACUCUUUACAAGGCUCUAGUUUUUGUGUCAAAAACCUAUCCCAUUGUUCUGUAUCUGCGGGAUGUUGAUAAGCUGUUGUGUAGAUCACAGAGGAUAUGUAAAUUAUUCCAGUCAAUGUUAAACAAAUUAUCCGGGCCGAUUUUGAUUCUUGGUUCAAGGGUUUUGGAUUCUGGUAAUGAAUGCAAAGAAGUGGAUGAGAUGAUUAGCCCCCUCUUCCCUUACAACAUAGAAAUCAGCCCACCAGAAGAUGAGUCUCGUCUUGUCAGCUGGAAGUCUCAAUUUGAAGCGGAUAUGAAGAGGAUACAGAUUCAGGAUAACAAGAACCAUAUCAUGGAAGUGCUUGCAGCCAAUGAUCUUGAUUGUCAUGACCUGGACUCCAUCUGUGUGGCAGACACAAUGGUUCUCAGUAACUAUAUAGAAGAGAUUGUUGUGUCAGCAAUUUCUUAUCAUUUAAUGAAUAACAAAGAGCCUGAAUACAGAAAUGGGAAACUGGUUAUUCCAUGCAAUAGCUUAUCCCAUGCUCUGGGUAUAUUCCACGAGGGAAAACUCAGUGGAAGAGAUACAAUAAAACUAGAAGCUCAAGCAGUAACAUCUGAGCAGAGAGAGGAAGGAACUGUUACGAAACCAGAAGAAAAGUCUGAAAAUCCUGCUCCUGGUAUAAAGACUGAAAAUCCUGCUCCUGGUAUAAAGACUGAAACAGAAAUACUAACUUCGGUGGGCAAAACUGAUGGUGAAAAUUCAGUUCCUGCAACCAAAGCUGAAGUUCCUGAUAAUGAGUUUGAGAAGCGAAUAAGGCCUGAAGUGAUACCAGCAAAUGAAAUUGGGGUAACAUUCUCCGAUAUUGGUGCCUUAGAGGAGACUAAAGAGUCACUUCAAGAACUAGUAAUGCUUCCCCUUCGAAGGCCAGACCUUUUUGAUGGAGGCCUUUUAAAGCCUUGUAGAGGAAUAUUACUAUUUGGGCCGCCUGGAACAGGAAAAACAAUGCUGGCAAAGGCCAUUGCAAACGAGGCUGGAGCAAGUUUCAUUAAUGUAUCCAUGUCUACCAUCACCUCUAAAUGGUUUGGUGAAGACGAGAAGAAUGUCCGUGCUUUAUUCACACUGGCAGCCAAGGUCUCUCCAACUAUUAUAUUUGUUGAUGAGGUGGAUAGUAUGCUUGGGCAGCGGACAAGAGUCGGGGAACAUGAAGCCAUGCGGAAAAUAAAGAAUGAAUUUAUGACCAAUUGGGAUGGACUUACCUCAAAACCAUCGGAUCGCAUCCUUGUCCUUGCUGCAACCAAUAGGCCCUUUGACUUGGAUGAAGCAAUUAUUAGACGAUUUGAAAGGAGGAUUAUGGUUGCAUUACCCUCUGUGGAGAACAGGGAAAAUAUAUUGAGGACGCUUUUGGCUAAAGAGAAGGUGGACAAUGGACUUGAUUUUAAGGAAAUCGCAACUAUGACAGAAGGAUACAGCGGAAGCGAUCUAAAGAACUUAUGCACAACUGCUGCUUAUAGACCUGUUAGAGAGUUAAUUCAGCAAGAGUUAAAGAAGGAUUCGGAAAAAAAGAAGAAAGAUGCCGAAGGAAAAAAUAGCCAUGAUGUUCAUGAUGCAGAGGAGGAAGUUAAACAGGAAAGAGUUAUUACCCUUAGGCCUUUGAAUAUGGAGGACUUCAGAGUGGCAAAGAAUCAGGUUGCCGCAAGCUUUGCAGCUGAAGGGGCUGGAAUGAAUGACUUGAAGCAGUGGAAUGACCUUUAUGGAGAAGGUGGUUCAAGGAAGAAAGAGCAAUUAUCUUAUUUCCUAUGAAAAUUGCGGAUGGAAGUAUUUAAAAAAUUCGUAGUUGCAUCUUUCUGGUUGGACUUUGUGAGUGUCAUUACAGGCCUUUUCCACCAGAGAGCCUUUCAUAGGACAAUCAGUAGUUUGCCUGAUAUAUAUAGUGUAGUUUGCCGGUGAUAUAUACUCUUAACGAAUUAUAAGCAAAAAUAGGUUAAAGAAAGUUCAUAUAUUUGAUCCAAAUUUGAAUCAAAUAGUUCAACUUUGACUAUUUUUGUUUAUAUUUUGCAAGAGAGAAUAUAAUUAUAAAUGUGUAUAGUUUUCAGUAGUAUUUUUUGGCUUCAUACUUGAUCAAAAAUAUUGUUCAAAUUUGGGAUUUUUGCCCGUAGGCUAUGAAGAAUAAACAAUGUUGUAGUUAAUAGUGUAAAUUGUGUUGUAACUAUUACCCGCCAAGCCUCUUAAACAAGAAAGAGUAGUUCCUACUUUGUACAUUGUGUUGUAAGUAGUUCCUACUAUGUACAAAAUAUAAUAAAUAGGUUUGCUAUUCAA
This is a messenger RNA of Vicia villosa (hairy vetch), 3286 nucleotides long. RefSeq lists its product as uncharacterized. NCBI's taxonomy places the organism in Eukaryota, Viridiplantae, Streptophyta, Magnoliopsida, Fabales, Fabaceae. The record is from RefSeq and is a predicted model, not a curated record. The transcript is spliced from 16 exons. The coding region runs from base 236 to 2770 and encodes 844 amino acids. Gene Ontology annotation, cellular component: mitochondrial outer membrane. Gene Ontology annotation, molecular function: ATP hydrolysis activity; ATP binding.